UGUUUCCCGAAUUCCACUAAGUUGUCAGAAGAGAGACGCAAGAAGACUAUCUCGUAUAUCGUUACGAAUGCUAUAACUGGUAGCAUGAAUCAACAUGUUACGUUGCUGGACAUGAAAAAGACAACAAAGCGUUGUUUACCGUUAUUCUUAUUUCAGCUUGAAUACAGACACGACAACCUGACCAUUUAUGAUGGUUACGACAAUUCUUCUAGCUCAGUUAAAUUUAGCGGCUGGUAUCUUCCAGACCCGUUCUAUUCAACCGGACGGCACCUCUACAUUGAGCUGAAUGCGGACGGUGAUGUUCAGUGGUCAGGUUUUCUUGCCACAUACGUAUCGGGUAAGUUGCUAAAGCCGCUGAUACUUACAUAUUCUGCACCACAUACUGUACGAUAUUUUGCUACAUCAGAUCCGUUGUGUAAAUACAGCUGUACUGUGUACGAACGAGAGAGAUACUGGCUGUCAGACUCGUUCAAAUGUCGGUCGGAAGAUGUUAGUAUAGAGUUGUUGGAAUCCGGAUAUGAUGGUCUAAUCAUUUACGAUGGUUACAACACAUCCUCCAGUUCCGUUACUCUUAGUGGCUGGCAUCUCCCUGAUGCAUAUCAGUCAACAGGAUCGUCUCUGUUUAUAAAGAUGAAGACGGACGAAGACAUCCCAAAAUCAGGAUUUCUUGCUACGUAUACAUCAGGUAAACAGAUGGAAAAUUGA
Messenger RNA from Opisthorchis viverrini, 705 nucleotides. RefSeq lists its product as hypothetical. Bases 85 to 705 code for a protein of 206 amino acids. NCBI's taxonomy places the organism in Eukaryota, Metazoa, Platyhelminthes, Trematoda, Opisthorchiida, Opisthorchiidae. The transcript is spliced from 3 exons. The record is from RefSeq and is a predicted model, not a curated record.